AUGGAGGCUCUUCCAGAAUACGACGGUUCGCAAGAUCCAAAAGACUGGGUAAAUAAGAUUCGGGCAUAUUGCCUCCUUCAUAGAACAUUCGCAGAAUACGAAAUGGUAGAUAUUGCCUUGCUUCGGGUCAACAAAACCAUAGAAUUCGAUAAGAAUAUAUCCACUCUGGAGGAUCUCGUCUCUGCAUUACGUUCGUGCAAACAGUAUAAACUACACUUAAAAGGCAUUAGAGAUAAAUUGUCGGUAAUCAAGUACAAUGGCAGAGACGAUUUGCUUGGCUUUAUUAAUCUGAUACGAAACUGGGUUUUUGAGCUCGGCUUGAAAAACGAUGUGAAAUUUGUACGGAAAUGCUUGAUCAAUGCAUCCAUGAACAAGACAAUCAGGAAGAACUUUGAAGAAAAGUCGAGUGAUAUAGCUGAUGUGGGAACUUUACUAGAAACAUUCUACGACUUAAACGCCAGCUUAAACCAAUGUAUAAGAUAUGGUGACACCAUUAUAUUACAGCAUGUUCGCACCGAAAAUUACCUCUCGAGUAAUAUCGAUCGCUACUCCUCCGGGAGUAAAUUUCAAAUUGUGUAUGGGAACAAGAAUACAUACGAUAGGGACAAUUAUUGGAUGGUACAACAGGUAGAACGUUCACAGGAAGAAUACGUAAGGUACAACACAAGAAUAACGUUACGGCAUGUUGCAACCGGGGAGAUGCUAAGUUCGCAUGUAAUAACUUCCCCAGUAACGGCUCAGCAAGAAGUUUGCUGCUUCGGUCAACACGAUUCGAACAAUUAUUGGACACCGUUAUCAACGUCUAAUCCAGAAAGCGAUGACUUUUGGAAAAUUGAUGAUAUAGUAAACAUAAAGCAUAUCGAAACCAAUGGCAAGCUUCACAGUCAUAGAAGAUUGUUGGAUGACGGUAGGCAAGAAGUGACGUGUUAUCCCCAUAACGACUCUAAUGAUAAUUGGCAAGUUGUACUUAAGGAUUAG
Molecule: messenger RNA, 978 nt
Organism: Paraglomus brasilianum
Lineage: Eukaryota; Fungi; Glomeromycota; Glomeromycetes; Paraglomerales; Paraglomeraceae
Source: the annotation of a GenBank genome assembly